Molecule: messenger RNA, 1044 nt
Organism: Prorocentrum cordatum
Lineage: Eukaryota; Dinophyceae; Prorocentrales; Prorocentraceae
Source: the annotation of a GenBank genome assembly
AUGCGUCCCGCGCGCGCGUCUCGCGCAGCUGGCCCCGGGCGCCGCGGCGCCGCUCGGGGGCCCCAGGCGCCGCUCUGGGUCGCCCUGGGCCUCGUCUCCCUGCUGGGCGGGCGGGCGGCGCGGCCGGCCAUCGCGCAGGUGAAGGAGCCGAAGGAGCCUGGCGACCUCAAGGCGAGGCGCGUGAAGCCGCACCCGAAGCCCGAGCCGCAGGUGAAGAAGCUCAGGAGUACUCAGGCGAAGCAGGCCUCCGACGACCCGAGGGAGGACAAGAUGCGGCGGCCGAAGCCCAAGGCACCGAAGCCCCCUAAGGACUACCUGCCGCACCGCAUCCUCAGCAGCUUCGCGCAAGAGGUCGGCUCCAGGCGGGAGCAGGCGAGGGUGGUCAAGGUGGUGGCCGACGACGCCAUCUCGCGCGCGAAGAAGGUCCGGGACGCGGAGGUCAGCCGCGCGAAGGCAGAGUACGAGAGGGUUCAGCCCUGCUUGCAGGCGAAGAAGCCCCAGAGGACGCGGCUCACGUGGAGCGCGCUGCUGUGGGAGGCCGCGGAGCGGGCCGUCAGGCCGGAGGUGUCCAAGAGGCGGGCGAAGCAGGCACUCGAGCUGGCCACAGAGGCGCCGCUCUGGGUCGCCCUGGGCCUCGUCUCCCUGCUGGGCGGGCGGGCGGCGCGGCCGGCCAUCGCGCAGGUGAAGGAGCCGAAGGAGCCUGGCGACCUCAAGGCGAGGCGCGUGAAGCCGCACCCGAAGCCCGAGCCGCAGGUGAAGAAGCUCAGGAGUACUCAGGCGAAGCAGGCCUCCGACGACCCGAGGGAGGACAAGAUGCGGCGGCCGAAGCCCAAGGCACCGAAGCCCCCUAAGGACUACCUGCCGCACCGCAUCCUCAGCAGCUUCGCGCAAGAGGUCGGCUCCAGGCGGGAGCAGGCGAGGGUGGUCAAGGUGGUGGCCGACGACGCCAUCUCGCGCGCGAAGAAGGUCCGGGACGCGGAGGUCAGCCGCGCGAAGGCAGAGUACGAGAGGGUGUGCGAGCUCGAAGAAGAACAACGUGCAUAG